AUGGAAACCGAGGCCUUCCCGAUAGGGUUCACCAAGGGCAUACGGUCCUACUGGCGCCGGAGCAAGUACCAGCGCGUGGACGGCGGCGGCGGCGGCACGGCGGGCCGAGGCACGCGCCAUCUGGUGCGGCUCGGGGACGGCAGCAGCGGUGACGGCGACGGCAAGAAGUGGGGCGUGCGUCUCGGCGGCAUGUUCCGGGUGCGCGUCAAGGCGCCGGCCGUGGCCGCGGCAGCGGUACCGAAGCGCGUGCUCGGGGGCAUACGGGACGCGUACGUGGACGCCAUGGUCGGCGCGGCGAAGAAGCACUCGGCGGCGUCGCUCAGCCUGCCCAGCGGGCCGGUGCCGGAGGCGCUGUGGCAGAAGCGGGUGCCCGUGCGCCGGUCGCUCAGCCAGGCGCACGCGCGACAGAAGGCGGAUGAGCUGGGACAGAGGCUCGUCCUCGAGAUGUACAAGUCCGUGCGCGCGUCCAGGGACCUCUCGGGCAUGCUCCAAGCAUCGGCGGCGCGAUAGCGUGCAUGCAUCGGCAAAUUCGAAAUAAUAAACCUAGUUAUGUAUGUGUGUUAGUACAUAAUAUAAGGGCAGGAUGAUCAGUUGAUCUCCGUAACAUGUUCA
Lolium rigidum is the source of this 612-nucleotide messenger RNA. RefSeq lists its product as uncharacterized. The record is from RefSeq and is a predicted model, not a curated record. The transcript has a single exon. Lineage: Eukaryota; Viridiplantae; Streptophyta; Magnoliopsida; Poales; Poaceae. The coding region runs from base 1 to 510 and encodes 169 amino acids.